GCCAAUCAGGGCCGGGGAGAGCGUCCGCACGGAUCCAGUGGAAGCAGUAGUCGUUUAACCAUGGCGAGAAAAACCCCGUCAGCUCGAUGAGGGACUUCCUGGUGAGACGGGGAUUUUCUCAACAGACACGAGACAUAGGCUUUCUGUCGCUAAAUUGGAUUUAAAAUUAAACCAUUAGAGCGGAGCGUUAAUUUGACAGGGCGGGUGUCAGUCGGCUUUGAGUUGACACAUUCGUUGCUAGUCAGAGUUAGCUAGCAAGCUAACGCCAACGUCAGGGCUGCCCUCCGACCAUGUCCGCCUCUCCGCCGGGCCACGGCUCGGGCCUCGGUCCCGCCAUGUCUAUGUUUCGGUGGCUAGAGGUGCUGGAGAAGGAGUUCGACAAGGCCUUCGUAGACGUGGACCUCCUGCUGGGAGAAAUAGACCCAGACCAAGUGGACAUAACCUACGAGGGGAGGCAGAAGAUGACGAGCCUGAGCUCCUGUUUUGCCCAGCUGUGUCACAAAACCCAGACGGUUUUCCAGCUCAACCACAAACUCGAGGCGCAGCUGGUUGACCUGCGCUCCGAGCUGACGGAGGCCAAAGGCGAGCGGGCGGUGGUGGAGCGGGAGGUGCACGACCUGCUGCUCCAGCUCCACGCUCUCCAGCUGCAGCUCCGGGUCAAGCAGGGCCAAGCCGAGGACUCGGACACCAUCAAAGACAGACUGCCUACACCAACAGUGGAAGACAUGGAACAGGAGCUGGAGGCCAGCAAGAAGGAGAAACUGGCCGAAGCCAGGCUGGACGCAGAAGUCCGACUGUUCAAGAAGGAGAACGAGGCCCUCCGCCGACACAUGGCCGUCCUGCAGGCCGAGGUGUACGGGGCCAGGCUCGCCGCCAAAUACCUGGACAAGGAGCUGGCCGGCAGGGUACAGCAGAUCCAGCUGCUCGGCCGGGACAUGAAAGGCCCCGCCCACGACAAGCUGUGGAACCAGCUGGAGGCCGAGAUCCACCUCCACCGCCAUAAGACGGUCAUCCGGGCCUGCCGGGGCCGCAGCGACCCCAAAAAGCCUCUGCCCUCCCCUGUGGGACACGUGAGCACAGACCCCACUCACCAGAUCCAGCCAGUUCCAUCCAUGUGGCCCCCCCGGGACCCCGACAUGCUGAAGAAAACCCAGGGAGUAGGUCCCAUCAGAAAGAUUCUGCUGGUCAAAGAGGAUCAUGAAGGGCUGGGGAUCUCCAUCACAGGAGGGAAGGAGCACGGGGUUCCUAUCCUGAUCUCCGAGAUCCACCCGGGCCAGCCGGCUGACCGGUGCGGGGGUCUGCACGUGGGGGACGCCGUCCUGGCGGUCAACAGCAUCAACCUGCGGGACGCCAAGCACAAAGAGGCCGUCACCAUCCUGUCCCAGCAGCGGGGGCAGAUCGAGUUCGAGGUGGUGUACGUGGCCCCGGAGGUGGACAGCGACGACGAGAACGUGGAGUACGAGGACGACAGCGGCCACCGCUACCGCCUCUACCUGGACGAGCUGGACGAGGCCAGCGGCAACGCAGCGCCCCCCGGAGGCAGCUCCGCGCCACUGCAGGCGCUGGAGAAGAUGUCGCUGAGCAACGGGCCGGAGAACGGGAAUCCCGGGAACGCCUCGGAGUCCGCGUCGGAGGGAACUCCGUCCAAACCCCCGGAGACCGGCGGAUCCUCCUAGAGCCUCGUCAGGAGUUCAAAACAAGAGAGGAACAAACGAAAAACUGAGAGACAAUCUGAGCACCGAGGGAGAGCAGAGCGUUACUGUCUGUGUUGUGUCCGGGAAAGGGGGAUGGGAAUGUCGUGGGGAUGCCUUUGGUCUAAAAAGUACGUGUUUGAGUCGUGUGUGAGAGCAUAAGGAGAUUAAUUUGGGGAUAUUUUAUGACAGUACUGGCAGGAAUCUACAGUACAGCUGGAUUUGAAAUGACAGUAGAAGCAACAGGAACAACCCACAUUUCUUCCUUUUGUUUUGUAGUCCUUUUUUCCCCAUUUUAUUUAAAUUUUUGUUUAGUUUUCUUCCCUCAGAGUUACUGCCACAGAGAUGUAUACUGAUAAACCUGGAAUGACCCUGAGUUAAAAGGUGGGAAAAAAGUGAAACAUACAUUAACACCCUUCUUAGGUCUGAUUGACUUAUUUAGCAAGAAUGAUAAAAUAGUAUCUUUAUUGGUCAGAUGUUCAAUAAGUCUCUAUAAUUAGCUGUCAGAUGCAAAAAUGGAAAUCGCCACCAGACAAAGUAACAACUGGUGUCCCAUCUAAAAAAAAAUCCAUGGUAUUUUCAGGGUGUUUUUGUCUUUUUUUGGCCUAUUUUGUUUAGUGUUUGCUAGUGUUUGAUAUCACAAAUCUUAAGUACACCCAGCUCCACACAGGGGAACUAAACAGAACCAUCCCAACAAUCUGAUGUGGAUACGUGUUCAUUUGCUUUGUCUUGUUUUUUUACUUGGACCUGUUGACAUCACAAAUACAACAGAUUUAAAUCAGGAACGUCUCACACUAUUGCGGCAAAAUUCAACAAACCUGCCUCACAAACGAACCAACACGGGAAUCAUGGAAGUCGGGUCAGGAAAGUCCUGCCUCUUGUCUGCUGGCUUUACUUUGCACAUUCUCCCCGUUUGCCUUUUUCCUCUCUGCUAGAGGUAAAGAGAAACUCCUAACUUACACUACGUACACCCCCCAUCUCCAUCUCCAACUAUCGUGUUACUGAGGAGCCUAAUCAGACGUUUAUUCCCUUUGCCAAACAAAGUUUGUUUCCCUUUCAACCCUUUCUUUGUUCAUAUAUUGGAAUUACAUCUUUCCGGCUGGGUUCUCAUGAAAAUGCCCAAAGUAUUCCCGUUGCGUUUUUAAUAUUUAAUUUUUUGGUGGCAUUUUGAUGCUGUUUUCUGUCUUCCUUUUUUUUGUUUCUGUAGUAUUUGGUUUCUGUUUAAUAACCGUGCUAAUGUGUGUUUUUAUGGGUAGAUCUUUCUUUUUUUUCCCCUAACCAAUAAAAUUAGUUUCCAGUUUGGUUUAUCUGAAAUGGCUUUUGAGAAGGCUUUAUU
Molecule: messenger RNA, 3027 nt
Organism: Menidia menidia (Atlantic silverside)
Lineage: Eukaryota; Metazoa; Chordata; Actinopteri; Atheriniformes; Atherinopsidae
Source: the annotation of a GenBank genome assembly